This is a messenger RNA of Colossoma macropomum (tambaqui), 2329 nucleotides long. RefSeq names its product patatin-like phospholipase domain containing 3 (gene pnpla3). Bases 188 to 1609 code for a protein of 473 amino acids. The transcript is spliced from 9 exons. Gene Ontology annotation, molecular function: triacylglycerol lipase activity. Gene Ontology annotation, biological process: triglyceride catabolic process; positive regulation of triglyceride catabolic process; lipid homeostasis. The record is from RefSeq and is a predicted model, not a curated record. NCBI's taxonomy places the organism in Eukaryota, Metazoa, Chordata, Actinopteri, Characiformes, Serrasalmidae. Gene Ontology annotation, cellular component: membrane; cytoplasm; lipid droplet.
AUAAGCAGCAGGAAGAAAAACAAGCCGGCAGCUUCUCUUUUCAGCUCGUCCAGAGAAGCUGUGACCUGUCAGCGUGACCGGCCUCGAAAAAGGCGCUGAGCAGCGGCAUGAACUCAGUCCAGACCAGCUUUACUGAGAAGCACCCAUAACCUCCCUCAUCCCCGGACUCGGAGCCUUUCUGUGGGCGAUGUUUGACCUAAAAGGAGGCUGGAACAUCUCGUUCGCCGGCUGCGGGUUUUUGGGCAUUUACCACAUCGGCGUGGCGAGCUGUCUGCUGGAGCAGGCGCCCUACCUCAUCCACGGAGCCACCAGGAUCUACGGAGCUUCAGCAGGGGCGCUGACCGCCUCUGUCCUCACCAGCCAGGCAUGCUUAGAAAAAUGCUGUGAGGAUGUGAUUGACGUGGCUAAGGAGGCCCGGAAGCGUAACCUGGGUCCGCUGCACCCCACCUUCCACUUAGUCAAGGUUCUGCGUUCCGGCCUGCAGCGGGAUUUGCCUGAAGAUGCACACUCUCGCGCCUCUGGAAAACUAUGCGUGUCCCUCACGCGUGUCAGUGAUGGGGAGAACGUGUUGGUCUCAGACUUCAGCUCCAAAGAUGAGCUGAUCCAGGCGCUCAUCUGUAGCUGCUUCAUCCCUGUAUACUGUGGUCUGAUACCUCCUGCCUUCCGUGGAGUUAGGUAUGUGGAUGGCGGGUUCAGUGAUAACCUCCCCCAGUCGGAACUGAAGAACACCAUCACCAUCUCCCCGUUCUCCGGAGAGAACGACAUCUGUCCCAAAGAUAAUUCCAGCAGCUUUCACGAGCUGCGGCUCACCAACACCAGCAUUCAAGUCAAUUGGGGAAACGUGUACAGGGUCAGCAAAGCCCUCUUCCCUCCAGAGCCCAAGGUGUUGGCAGAGAUGUGUCAGAGUGGGUACAAAGAUGCCUUCCGGUUCCUCAAGGACAACAAUCUGUUGAGAACCGAGUGCCCAACCACAGACCUUGCCCUGACGCAGGACCCGCCCCCCUGCUGCUGCUCGGGUGUCAAAAACUCUGUCGUCACAGAAUCCACAAAGGAGUGGAUGCUGCGGAGACUCCGCCUCUUCAGGAAGCACCACUGGUGGCUGGAUGAGCAGCUUAUUGAUAACCUGCCCACACCCAUUAAGAAAGUGUUCUGUGAAGCGUGUAGGGAGAAACACGGCCUGUUUGGUCAGCUCACUGCCCUGUUGCCAGUCCGAGUGGCCUCCUACAUGCUAUUGCCCUGCACUCUGCCGGUGGAGUCGGCCUACUCUGCAGUCCAGAGGUUUGUGGAGUGGAUUCCAGAGGUGCCUGCAGACGCACGCUGGCUUUACGAGAUGGCAGGAAGUGUUUACAAACACGCCUGGAAGGGAGUGUCCCCAAAACCGGGCAGUGGCAUUCCAAUGCGACGGUGUGUGAGUGGGCCGCCUACGCUAGACCUGCAGCCACCUGCUAUGGAGCUUGAUGGACACCUGCCGUUUUCCGCCACUGAUCUCCAUGGUUACGGCUGGGAUUCGCCCACCAGCCCUCAGCCGCCUCUCAGUCCGUGCACGUCCAGCCCCGCCCCUGAACAGAUCUGCUUUUUCCUUGGCUCACAGGACGACUCCGACAGCUGAACGCACCAGCACAUGGACAGUGUGCAUAGACAUGAAUGGACAAUGGCCAAGAGUACUGGCUUUGUCUCACGACCUCCGUGCUACACGAACAGGCACUGAGAAAGAUGGGCCAAGUUUAUGCAGAUGCACAUGACUCAUGUCUGUCAAGCACAAAUGAUAGCCGCUCUUUAAGAACCAAAGACCUUUCUCUAUUUCAUUUUUGACCACGAACAUGGGCCUAAGCUCUUAAGUGCACUUAAAACAACAAUAACAAAAUUUGCAUUCAAAUGUGAUAUUAACAAACAUUAACAUGCACAAUAGUUAAAGGUGUGGAAUGUUCUUUUAUGACAAUCGUAAAAAUUACGAGCUGGUUUUCAUAACGAUCACUGCGACGUUUGAGGUUACAUCCUAUUCUUACAACCCUUGUACAAGAAAAAACAAGAAUGUGCCUUUUGUCAACAUGUACUUUAAAGGGGACAUUCAAGCAAAAUUUCUAAAUUUCUGCAUAGUUCAGUGGUUGAGAUGUAAACGAGGUCAUUCAGAGUGGUUUGAUGUAAAAUGGUUCAUUGUAGAGAAAUUCAUCAACUCAGAUUAUAUUACAGUGGUGGUGAUAGGAACCAGAAGAUGCUUACAAUGCAAAUAUAACCAUUUUAUUCACAAUCUGAAACAAUCAGUGAACCUAAACACGUGUUCUGAGGUUUCGUAUGUGAUGUCGAUGAUGGUAAAAUAGUGGUAAAUCUG